Capsella rubella is the source of this 1640-nucleotide messenger RNA. RefSeq lists its product as uncharacterized. The transcript has 14 exons. Lineage: Eukaryota; Viridiplantae; Streptophyta; Magnoliopsida; Brassicales; Brassicaceae. The record is from RefSeq and is a predicted model, not a curated record. Bases 254 to 1459 code for a protein of 401 amino acids.
ACAAGAGAUCAAUUCAAAAACACACUUCGCUGUACUUUUCUUCUUUUGAAUCCAAAGCCUUGUCUUUUAUUUUAUUUAUCCUCUCUGUUUCCCUUUUUAAUUACCUCUCUGAGUCAAGUUCAUCAGAAAAUAUUCAAAGACGACGGCUUCGUUUGAGAUUUGAUUCGUUUCACUCUUCUGGUUAAGAAGUGUCCAGAGACUGAAGUAUCCAUUGAAUGAUAUAGUUCCUGGUGAGCUUAAUUGGUUUUAGGACAUGGCUAACCGAACAGACAACUCCAGUCGCUGUUCGAAUGGUAAAAAGACAAAUGAUGGAAUGAGACUCAUCAUAGCAACAUUCGUAGGAAUAGUUAUCGGUUUCUUCGUGGGGAUAUCAUUCCCUACAUUAUCACUAACGAAAAUAAAUUUUCCCUCUGGCAUUCUUCCCUCUGUUGAUAUUGCUUACGUAGAAGAUGAGACACCAGAAACAUCAAGUGAAACACUUUUGCAUACAUGGUCAUCUAGGAGUCCGUUACAUGGGGCUAAUUCGAGUGAUGCACCGCAAUGGAAGAUUUGGGUUCCAUCGAAUCCCCGAGGUGCAGAAAUGUUGACUCCUGGUAUCGUUGCAUCUGAAUCAGAUUACUACAUACGCAGACUUUGGGGAUUACCUGAGGAGGAUGUUCCUGUGAAGCCAAAGUAUCUCAUUGCAUUUACUGUCGGUUUUGGUCAGAAACUAAACGUUGAUGCUUGUGUUAAGAAGUUUUCAGAAGAUUUUACAAUUGUUCUGUUCCACUACGACGGACGAACCACAGAAUGGGACGAAUUUGAAUGGUCCAAACGUGCAAUACACGUGAGCGUGCCAAAGCAAACCAAAUGGUGGUAUGCUAAAAGGUUUCUGCAUCCUGACAUUGUGGCACCUUAUGACUAUGUAUUCAUCUGGGAUGAAGACCUCGGCCUUGAAAACUUCGAUGUACAAGAGUACAUCAGGCUUAUAAAGAAACACGGUCUAGAGAUAUCGCAGCCUGCUGUGGAGUCUAAAAAAAAGAUCACAUGGGAAAUAACAAAGAGAAAAACCAAAGGAGAAGUUCACAAAGAUGCCAAGGAGAAACCAGGUCGAUGCAACGACCCUCAUUUGCCUCCCUGUGCGGCGUUUAUAGAGAUCAUGGCUCCAGUAUUCUCAAGAGAUGCAUGGCGUUGUGUGUGGCAUAUGAUUCAGAACGACUUGGUUCAUGGUUGGGGUCUUGAUUUCGCACUCCGUAAAUGUGUUGAGCCUGCACAUGAGAAGAUUGGAGUUGUGGAUUCUCAAUGGAUCAUUCAUCAGUCGCUUCCUUCUCUAGGCAGCCAGGGAGAGGCACAAGACGGUAAAGCAGGGUGGCAAGGGGUGAGAGACAGAUGUAAACGGGAAUGGACAAUGUUCCAAAGCCGAAUGGCGAGUUCCGAGAAGAAGUAUCUCAAGGAAAUCGCAAACUCAACGAUUCAUUAGCAGAUACUAAAGAAACAGAGAGACAAGUGAAGAAUUGAACAAAAAAACAUGGUAGAGACCAGGAAUGUUUUUAAGUGUUCAUAUGAUGACUAAUCCAAAUUAUAUUGUUCAUAUGAUGAUUAAAGAACUAUAUACACACGACACAGUUUUGAAAAAACAAUUUAGAGAUUUAUUUUCUUUC